Mytilus californianus (California mussel) is the source of this 696-nucleotide messenger RNA. Its product is annotated as acylpyruvase FAHD1, mitochondrial-like. Gene Ontology annotation, cellular component: mitochondrion. The coding region runs from base 13 to 663 and encodes 216 amino acids. The transcript has 3 exons. Gene Ontology annotation, molecular function: acetylpyruvate hydrolase activity. Lineage: Eukaryota; Metazoa; Mollusca; Bivalvia; Mytilida; Mytilidae. The record is from RefSeq and is a predicted model, not a curated record.
UUGGCCAUCGCGAUGACUGAACGAUUGAAACAUUUUAGAGAAAUUGGGAAGAAAGUAGUUGCAGUCUGCCGAAACUACAAAGGUCUUACGGCUGCUCAAGGAAUACCUAAUCCGAAGACGCCAAGCCUGUUUGCAAAGCCAACAACUGCAUAUAUUACCGAAGGACAAUCAAUUUGUAUUCCUGAAGGUUGUAAUCUAUUGUUCCAUGAAGUUGAACUAGGAGUUGUCAUAAAGCAGAAAUGUUCCAACGUUGCUGUCUCAGAUGUCGAUGAUUAUAUUGGUGGCUUUGUUCUUGCUCUAGAUAUGACCGCUAAAGACUUUCACAACGAUGCAAAAGCUAAUUCUCGGCCAUGGUUUCUUAGCAAAGGAUUUGACACUUCCUGUCCAGUUAGCGACUUUAUUGAAAGAGAAAAAGUUCCAAAUUAUCAAGAUUUAAGGUUAUGGUUAAAAGUAGAUGGCGUUAUAAAACAGGACGAUAGUACCUCUGAUAUGAUAUUCUCUGUCCCAGAAGUCAUUUCUUACAUCAGUAAAUAUAUAACAUUAGAGGAAGGAGAUGUUGUUUUGACAGGAACACCUGACGGUCAAGGGCCAGUGACAGAAGGACAAAUCAUGGAAGCAGGACUUGCUGAUAUAGUGUCCAUGAAAUUUUCUGUUGCAAAAUGAGAAUGUCACAAAAAUAAAAAUUCGAGUACUAAA